Messenger RNA from Oldenlandia corymbosa var. corymbosa, 879 nucleotides. The record is from the annotation of a GenBank genome assembly. Lineage: Eukaryota; Viridiplantae; Streptophyta; Magnoliopsida; Gentianales; Rubiaceae.
AUGACCCAAGAAGAAGCCCUGUUGAUAGACUUCGCUCUCUUGCAGAGACAAGAAGAAAUAAUUAAAUCAGGGAAUUUCUUGUUUGAAUUUGGAAAAAUUGUUUGGGUAGACAGGACAGCAUUCUAUUCCAUGAGGGAAGGGACAUGGAUAGAAAACAGCAUCAUAGAUGCUUGGGCUGUCAUCCUAAACAAAGAAGAAGCUAAAAGUGACUCCCCAAGUCGGAUAUUCUUUGGUGUUUCCGCAUUUGAUACAAUCAGUCGAUACAACCAACCGGGCAGUAACAAAGAAGAAUUAGAGUUUACAUUCUAUGAGAGGUUGGCUCUUGAACUAGAAGAACAAGGCCUCAAUGUAGGAUCCCUGAUAGUGGCAAAAGCUGUAAGCAACAUCUUUCACCUCCUUCACUCUUUCUAUAACUGGCUGUUAAAAAAUUUUCAUAUAAUUUCCCCCUUCAAUGUGAAAAAUCAGAUCUACUUCCCAGUACACAACCGAGAGCAUUACUUCUUGUAUGUGUUGCUGGUUCAAGAAAAGAAAGUACUUGCAUUCAACAAUCUUCAUGCAAAAGAUCUGGACUACUACAAGCCAACAAAAGAUCUACUUGUGAGUGAAAAAAAGAUACAAAAUGAUUGUCAUACUUUAAGAAUUAUCCAUUGCAUUUUGCUGAUCCUUGGAUUUUAUGGCAUCACAGUUUCGGUUCUUCAAAAUUACACAUUGACAGAGGUUACGCUACCAUCACACAACGACAAAAAGCCGAAUGCGAAAGAUUGUGGAAUAUUCACAAUGCACCACAUGGAGCAGUAUGAUGGUGGUGACUACGAUGACGGUACUACUUUGGAUUUCCAUACAGGAAACAUCAAAGAGUGCGGUGGAGAUACAUGUUAA